Molecule: messenger RNA, 495 nt
Organism: Arachis ipaensis
Lineage: Eukaryota; Viridiplantae; Streptophyta; Magnoliopsida; Fabales; Fabaceae
Source: RefSeq, a predicted model, not a curated record
AUGUUAGCAUAUGGCGUAGCAGCUGAUGCUGUUGAUGAUUAUGUGCGCAUAGGCGAGAGCACUACAAUUGAAUGCUUGGAAAAAUUUGUUGAAGGUAUCAUUUCGGUGUUCAAGGAUGAAUACUUGCGAAAACCCAAUCCAAAUGAUGUACAACGCCUACUACAAAUGGCGGAGGGUCGUGGCUUCCCUGGCAUGUUGGUACUUGAGGUUAUAGCAUCUUCAGACCUUUGGAAAUGGCAUACGUUCUUUGGAGUUUCUGGUUCAAAUAACGAUAUGAACGUGUUAGAUCGUUCUCCAGUAUUCGAUGAUAUUCUAAAUGACCGUGCUCUAGAGAUUGUAUUUAUCCUGAAUGGGCCACAUUUGUCAAAUCAAUCUCAAAGCCACAAGGGGAGAAACGCAAGUUAUUUGCACAAUACCAAGAAGGGCAAAGAAAAGAUGUGGAGCGAGCAUUCAAUGAAAGAUACACUUAUGCAGGAAAUUUUGCUCAAGGCUUAG